AUGGCACCACCUAAAUAUGAACUGUACUACAACCCCUUCUCGAUCUGCUCGCUCAUGGUCCUCUACACGCUGCGCCUGAAAGGCGAGCCGAAAUCGCCCGACGACGCGGUCGAGCCCGAGGAACGGUUCAUCAACAUCUACACGGGCGAGCAAAUGACGGAGAGGUACCUGGAGAAACAUCCCAAGGGGACGGUCCCGGCAAUGUUGGCGCCCGAGGCGGGCAUCCAGUUGACCGACAGCACCGAUAUCACGUCGUUCCUCAUGGAUCGGUACCCCUCGCUGCGGCCCAACGCGCACAGGCAAACCAUCGACUCCUUGCUCGCGGAACUGCAUGAGAUCUCGUACGUCACGCUGUCGUUCAAGCCCGAGGAGCGAAGGGUCGAGGGGGUCAUGGAUUCGGUGCGCGGAAUCAUGGACCGACCCGACACGAGCGACAAGUAUCGCAAGAUGCUGCAGGGGAAGUUUGACAACCACGCGGCCUCGCUCAAGAAAUUCGCGGACAACAAGCAAUCCGUUGAGAGUGUCGAGGCCGACUCGGUCGGCUUUUUGGACAAGAUAAGCGAGCAUCUGGCCAAGCAGGGGGGCGGUCAGGCGUCGUGGAUCUUUGGCGACGAUGUCGGUCCCACGGCCUUGGAUGCCCACACCGUGACAUUCAUCGCGAGGUUGCUGGAUGCCAAGCGCGAACAUUUGAUCCCGGCGGAUGUGCUGGCAUAUGGACGGCCGAAGCUGCAGGGUAAGGAAUGGUUGGGCAUCACAAAGGGGAAUCCGACGCUGCAUAGUUUGUACGUCAAGGGGGAGAAGGGCGGAAGCGGACGUUGA
Cladophialophora yegresii CBS 114405 is the source of this 819-nucleotide messenger RNA. RefSeq lists its product as uncharacterized. The transcript has 3 exons. The coding region runs from base 1 to 819 and encodes 272 amino acids. Lineage: Eukaryota; Fungi; Ascomycota; Eurotiomycetes; Chaetothyriales; Herpotrichiellaceae. The record is from RefSeq and is a predicted model, not a curated record.